Molecule: messenger RNA, 606 nt
Organism: Xenia sp. Carnegie-2017
Lineage: Eukaryota; Metazoa; Cnidaria; Anthozoa; Malacalcyonacea; Xeniidae
Product: RNA guanine-N7 methyltransferase activating subunit-like
Exons: 3
Coding region: 92-406 (104 amino acids)
Biological process (GO): RNA 5'-cap (guanine-N7)-methylation
Molecular function (GO): RNA binding
Source: RefSeq, a predicted model, not a curated record
GUUGGUCAUGACGUCAUAGUUAUGGCGGCUCUAAACUAGUAAUUUAGAAGAAUUCAAUUCAAUCGAAGAUUCACUUAAUCUUAGCUAGAAAAUGUCAACGUUAGAGCAACGUUUGGCCGAGUACGAAACGUUGUUUGCUAAUCGUUACACUGAAAAUGACAAAUGCUAUCAAAUGCAUGUGAAUACUCCAGUUAUGUCUCCUCCAGUGAUAGCAGAUUGGAACAACAACAGGAGACAGGAUAACCGUGGUCGUGAUGGAGGAAGAGGUUGGGAUACAAGAUAUGAUAGGAGGGAUAAUAGCCGAGACAAUCAUGGUGGUGGAAACCAAGAUUAUAGAGACCGAGGGCACAGAGAUAGUCGUCAUGUCGAAUACAAGACAAGUAAUUACUACGAAAUGUAUUAUUAAAGAUAAUAGCAAUAUUUUCUUCGGACAGACACACUAUUCAUUAUGGAGCAAUGACUUGAACGAUUUUCAAACCCAUUUCUUUGGCAAUUACAUACAUAAUGCAUUAUACAUUACUAGUUAUAAUCCCACAAACAUAUUAUCCAUCUUAUUGAUUUUGUUCUUGGAAGUUUGUCAUAAAUUCUAAUAACUGUUCCACUUCA